Blepharisma stoltei is the source of this 1065-nucleotide messenger RNA. Lineage: Eukaryota; Ciliophora; Heterotrichea; Heterotrichida; Blepharismidae. The record is from the annotation of a GenBank genome assembly.
AUGAGUGACCAUGAAGAACAAGAAGAAGAAGAAAAAAUCCCUCCUAAACUCCUAACUCCAGAAAUAAUCAAAAAAGGCUUAUCACAGAUUAGCUCUACCUUUGACGGCUCAUCUUUUGCAUUUUCAAAACUCGAUAUCGAAAACAACGAGCUUGAUUUGACAUGUGAAGAAUUAGGAAACUAUGAAAACUUACGAUACGCCAAAUUAUCAAAAAAUAAAUUUACCAGCAUCUCACCUUUAGAAAAACUCCCAUAUAUAGUAAGACUAGAGCUUCAAGAAAAUAAAAUUUCUUCCCUAGCUGAAUUCAAUGUGGAUCAUACUUUUCGAUUCCUCCAAAUCCUCGAUUUAAGCAGCAACGCACUUACAGCUUUAACACCUAUAAAACUCCCAAUGCUUACUAGGCUAAACUUAAGCAGAAACGAAAUCGCAACAGCUGCAGCUUUUGAAGGACAUAGAAAUCUAAAAGUUUUAGAAUUAAGAGGCAACAAGCUUACAAAUCUAGCAGGAAUCAACCAUUUAAACUCUUUAGAAGAACUCUACCUCGCUGAAAACGCUAUUACUUCAUUAGAAGGCCUUGGAGACUUGCAGAAACUCAAAAAACUUCAUUUAAGGAAAAACAACAUCCAAGUCCUUGAAGAAGAAAAACUUCCAAAUUUGCCUAAAUUAGAGUAUUUAAAUAUAAGGGAAAAUGAAAUCGUAGACCCUCCAAAGCUCACAAGCUUAUCAAAAUUUUCCAAACUGCAAAAGCUGAAUUUAAUUGAUUGUCCUUUAAAUAAAGACCCAAGUGGCGAAGCUAAAAGAGAAAUUUUAAUAUUUGUGCCUCAUAUAAAAAAUAUAAAUAAAGAAGAUGUAACAGAAGAAGAAAGAACUGAAGCCAAAGCUGAUAAAGAAGAAAGAGACAGGAUUGCAGAAGAAGCAAGAAUUGAAGCAGAGAGAAUCGAAAAAGAAGCAAAAGAAGAACAAGCGAGACAAGAAGCUUUAGAAAGAGAAGAAAGGGAAGAAAGAGAACGCCAAGAAGCCUUAGAAAGAGAAGAAAAAGAAAAGCAAGAGUCUCCAGAAGAAUAA